This is a messenger RNA of Rosa chinensis, 1628 nucleotides long. Its product is annotated as E3 ubiquitin-protein ligase PRT1. The transcript has 7 exons. Gene Ontology annotation, biological process: proteasome-mediated ubiquitin-dependent protein catabolic process. The record is from RefSeq and is a predicted model, not a curated record. The coding region runs from base 252 to 1355 and encodes 367 amino acids. Lineage: Eukaryota; Viridiplantae; Streptophyta; Magnoliopsida; Rosales; Rosaceae. Gene Ontology annotation, molecular function: ubiquitin protein ligase activity; zinc ion binding.
UUCUGUCUUUUCAAUCCCUGAAAUCUUAUCCACAUAUACCUCUUUUUUUAUUCCAUUCUUUGGUGUCUAAAAUUACAAUUCUUUUGAGAUUGAAAUCAUUCAUUUUCUUUAAUGGUGGCUGCGCUUGGCUUGUUGUUGUCUUAAAGAUUCAAUCUUGUUCUAUGAUUUAGCACUUCGUAAGGGAUCUUCUUUACAAGCCAGUUGUAUUAGGAUGUGGCCACAUUUCAUGUUUCUGGUGCGUCUUCAAUUCCAUGAGUGCUUGUCAUGAAUCCAAUUGUCCAGUUUGUCGAUUCCCAUAUAAUCAUUUCCCUAGUAUCUGUAAUUUGCUGCAUUUCAUACUCCAAAAGUUGUAUCCAACAGCAUAUCAGAGAAGGGAAAAGCAAGUGGGAGAAGAAGAGAAGGAAGCUGGCUUCUUUUCACCUGAAGUUCAAAAUCCGCUAGCCGGACCACAGCCUACUGAGUCAAAUAUUCCUGGAAAUGUUGCACAUUCUCCCCCUUGUCCAAAGUCAAAGAACUCUGAAAGUUGUUCUUCUGGGGUAGGAGAAUCUCCUUCACUUGUAAAUUCACCAGAAAUGUUAGACCAUGAAGCCAAUAGUUCAAGCGUUUCAAUAUCUUCAAAGAAUGUUGAACAAACUGAAAAUGCAGCCAUCCAAGAGCAUUGUUUGCAUGGUAAUGAUCUUGAAAAUGGAACUCACAAGGAGAUUUCUGUUUCUGAUCUACUAUGUGCUGCAUGCAAGAACCUGCUCUAUCAACCUGUUGUUCUCAAUUGUGGCCAUGUAUAUUGUAAAUCUUGUAUAAGCAUCCCAGAAGAUGGAAUUUCUAGGUGUCAGGUUUGUCAAAGCAUGCAUCCAAAUGGAUUUCCAAGUGUGUGCUUAGUUUUAGAGCAUUUCUUGGAGGAGCAGUACCCUGAAGCUUAUGCACAGAGACAAGCAUCUUCACUAAAACAAGCUGACAGUCAGUUGAAUGUUCGUCAACGUGCGGGCCGAUCAUCAUCAACACUUUCUGAUGAGUACUUAUCCUGCUGGUAUGGUGUCGGGCCAAAAGUUCACUUUGGAAUUGGUUGUGACUACUGUGGGAUGUCUCCAAUUAUUGGAGAGAGGUACAGAUGUAAAGAUUGUGUGGAGCUAAUGGGUUUUGACCUAUGUGGAGCAUGCUAUAAAGCCCCUUUUAAGAUGUCUGGUCGAUUCAAUCAGCAACAUAAACCAGAACACAAGCUUGAGAUUGUACAGCCAGAGAUGAUAGAUAUCGUUCCCUACCAGUCAGAUGAAGAUGGUGCGGAGGUUAUUGAACACCUAGGAAAUAUCCCUCCUGUUCCCAUUCCACAAGAACCAGAAAAUGGCUCUAACAAUCUGUAAAAUGGUUCUGCUGCUUUUGUGAUGUCAAUUGAUACUUCACGAGAUCCAGAUAAUGAUUUUAAUGAUUGUUUACCGGAUUUGACUCAAGAAUGAGAAGAUACCGCGCUAUAAUCCUAAAAUCUAACUAUUGUCAGAUCCAUUUUUAUUCAAUGCAAUAAGUCAUGUGGUUUCAUUGUUCUUUUUAGUAUCAUUAUUCAAUUUUCUUGCAUGAGAAAAAUGUCUAUUGAACUUGAGAUACGCUUUCGAUAAGGAUAUGGCUACAGAGCUACCAGU